AUUACAGCAAGGUCAGCAGGAGGACUGCAAUAACUUUCAAGGGUUCCUUCUCACUCUCAUUCUUUCUUUCAUCGCCCAAUUUUCAUACGCACGAAGCAAUAUGGCGUCGAGGGAAUCUAUGUGGUAUUGCCAUCAAGUGCGUCCUUGUCAUUUAUAUCACUCUUCGAAGCUGAACCAAUCGACGUCGAUGGGGUCUUCAGUGUAAUGCAGAAAUGCGACCUCUGAUGAUGCCCGAGCCCGUAUGUGCAUCUUGUAGGGGGUCGUUCAUCGAGAAAAUCGACGAUCCUGCCGACGAUCCUAGGGAUUUUCAACGCGGAGGUAUCACGGAUGAUACGCCUUCCGGGACGGACCCGUUCUUCAUGCUUCUUCAGGGCCUCAUGAACCGUUCACCACAAGAGAGAGCCCACAGUCCUUCCUCUACUCCACGCCAAGAGACAUCGCCUUCUUCUAGUUUUUCUUUUCAAUUUCACACAACAGCUAAUGGCGGUACCAGAACAUUUACGCUAGGCGGUCCAAGAACAUUAGUUGGUGGUAAUGGUGGAGGUUUUGGAAGGGUACCAGCCAUGUCUGAUGGGCCCGAUCGUGACAACGGUGCACCUGGAAUCAACGGGGCUCUCAUGACGCAGUAUCUUAUGGCGAUGUUAGGACAUCAAGGACCAUUCCCUGACAUACUUGGAGGUGACGCUGCGGAACGGGGGAGAAUGGGCGACUACGUCUUCAAUCAAGAAGCUUUGGAUCAGAUCAUCACACAGUUGAUGGAAAAUUCUAAUUCGUCACGACCCGUUCCCGCCACGGAAGAAAUCGUUGACAAUUUGCCUCGUGAAGUACUCACGGAAGGAUGUGCAACACUAGAGAAGGACUGCGCCGUUUGCAAAGAACAGUUCAGAUUAGAAACCGAGGAUCCUGGCGAACAGGUCGUUGUUACAUUACCGUGCAAGCAUCCCUUCCACGAAUCGUGUAUACUUCCAUGGCUCAAAUCGAGUGGGACAUGCCCCGUCUGCAGAUAUCAAUUAGUACCGCAACCCGGACAACAUGGUAGUUCUGCGCCCGGAAAUGGUCCUGGAUCAAGCGGUUCGCCUCCGCCCCCGCGUUCGUCAGGGAGGGACAAUUCCUCAAAUGAUGGAGGUAACAACAGUAACCCUGGCGGGGGAAGCGGAUUCUUCCAUAAUUUGUUUGGUUCGAUGAUGAGUGGUAACGGUUCGAGCAGCAGCCAUACCAGCAGCAGUACUGGAACCAGUCAUUCAUAUUCCCACCAGUAUUCCACCUCGCCACGCCCGACACGGUCUCCCUCCGACCCUUCGAACCGUUCAUCACCUUUCAGAAGAAAUUCUUCUAAUCCUAAUGGCAACGGAAGAAGUAGCAAUGAUGGUGACCGGUAUUUACCUGGAGCAUGGGAUGCUUUGGAUUAG
This is a messenger RNA of Marasmius oreades (fairy-ring Marasmius), 1409 nucleotides long. RefSeq lists its product as uncharacterized. The record is from RefSeq and is a predicted model, not a curated record. The transcript has 9 exons. The coding region runs from base 213 to 1409 and encodes 398 amino acids. Lineage: Eukaryota; Fungi; Basidiomycota; Agaricomycetes; Agaricales; Marasmiaceae.